UUAAAGGUCCACGGCAUUAUAUAAGUCCUCUACUCAAAUUGCAAACAUCACAGUGUCUCCUGGUACUACGGUGAUACCUGCAAACUAGAACAAUGAAGGUCCUUUUCUUUUUUGGAAUCUGCCUUGCACUUUCACUCUCUGUAUCCUACGGUCAUGUACGUGGCGGUUACUAUAGUGGUGGAUACGGAAGCGGUGGGUACGGUGGCGGUGGAUACGGUGGCGGUGGACUAGGUGGAGGAUACGGUGGCGGUGGAUACGGUGGCGGUGGAAUUGGUGGCGGUGGAUACGGUGGCGGUGGAAUUGGUGGCGGUGGAUACGGUGGCGGUGGAAUCGGAGGAGGAUAUGGAGGUGGUGGAUACGGUGGCAUUGGAGGUUACGGAGGCGGUGGAUACGGUGGCAUUGGAGGAUACGGUGGCGGUGGAUACGGUGGAGGUGGAUACGGUGGAGGUGGAUACGGUGGCCUUCAUGCUGGGUACGGUGGCGGUGGAUACGGUGGCGGUGGAUACGGUGGCGGUGGAUACGGUGGCGGUGGAAUCGGAGGAGGAUAUGGAGGCGGUGGAUACGGUGGCAUUGGAGGUUACGGUGGCGGUGGAUACGGUGGCAUUGGAGGAUACGGUGGCGGUGGAUACGGUGGCAUUGGAGGUUACGGUGGCGGUGGAUACGGUGGCAUUGGAGGAUACGGUGGCGGUGGAUACGGUGGUGGUGGAUACGGUGGCAUUGGAGGAUACGGUGGCGGUGGAUACGGUGGAGGUGGAUACGGUAAACACGGUGGACACGGUCACUUUUGACAUGGCGGAGGAUACAUGAGCUGAUCUUGGACCGGUUCGGCCGGAUAUGGUGUUUGUUACGGUCGUCAUUAUCAACAUUGUUUCGAAAACAUAUCUGGAGCGUGUAUUUGAUUGAUGACGAUAAUUGUUUCAGAUAAAUUCAUUGAUCCUUUCUGCUUAUAGAUCUUAGAAUAUGUAAUAAAAUAUGUUAACAUAUGUGAGUUACAUAAAACAAAGAACUUAAACUUAACGUUUUAUUGUUUAUGAAUGUCCGCUAUAUUUUUGUAAUUUGGGUAAUUUUCUUUCAUCAUUUCUGAUAAAAAAUGCUUGCUCGUAAUUUUUUUUUAAAUAAAUUUAAUAUACACUAUGAA
Messenger RNA from Mya arenaria, 1138 nucleotides. RefSeq names its product acanthoscurrin-2-like. The transcript is spliced from 2 exons. Lineage: Eukaryota; Metazoa; Mollusca; Bivalvia; Myida; Myidae. The record is from RefSeq and is a predicted model, not a curated record. The coding region runs from base 93 to 788 and encodes 231 amino acids.